Molecule: messenger RNA, 1005 nt
Organism: Colletotrichum karsti
Lineage: Eukaryota; Fungi; Ascomycota; Sordariomycetes; Glomerellales; Glomerellaceae
Exons: 1
Coding region: 1-1005 (334 amino acids)
Source: RefSeq, a predicted model, not a curated record
AUGAUCAGCCAAGGUAGCCUGUUGGCUCUGUCCGUUCUCUCCUUCACUACGUUGGUCAGUGCUAGACCUGAGAACUUGAGGGGACGCACUUAUCCCGACACCAACACCUGCCCAUGCGUGCCCGCACCGGAACCCAUCACCGUCACUAGUACUACUACUGCGACGGCUACCAGGACUGAGACGGUUGAGGCAACAGCUCCAGCAAUCAGGGAAACCACUACAGAAUCUCAGAUUCUCACUCUGACCAUCGUACGUCCGCCAGUCACCGAGACGGUCCACAUCAGCAAGGACCAUCCAGGCGAGACGGUCACAGUCACCUGCACCGAGACUGUCAGCGAGAAGCCUGAUGGAUCAGUUACUACCAAGACACAACCUCCUUCGGAUGGAGAGCACACCAGUACCCGCGGACCUGAGAGCAACUCGGAGGUCACUACGAAGACAAUCCCUCCAUCGGAUGACGAGCACACCAAGACUUACGGAACUGACAGCGACUCGGAGACAAAGCCCCCGCAUCAUGAGACCACCAAGACACCCGACUCUACCUCGACUGAGAGUAGUCCUGCGGUAACCAGCAACGAAAGCACGCCCACAGCACCAUCUGGGCCGAGCAGCGACAAUACGGCAACCACCACUCCUAGGAGCUCUGCAACAACAGUCCAGUCUGUGAAGCCUACAGCCCCAAGUGCAAAGACCAGCGAAAAGCCAACACAGAGCAGUGUCGGCGACGACAGCAGCUCACCACCCGAGCCCACCACAAGCAAACACCACUGCGAUCACUGGGACGGCAACCACUGUGUCAAGCCAACAACCGCCUCUGAGUCUUUUGUCACUGCUACUACGACCCGAGGUGCUCGGCCAACAGGCUCAAUUUGCCCUGUUUCCGUGGCCUUCAUCACUGUGUAUAACACCGUCACUGCGACCGUUUACCAGAGUGGUGCUGGGACGGCAUCAUCGACGGCACAGGCGAACGUUCCUCGCGCGCCUACUGCGGUGGGCGCAUACUGA